This is a messenger RNA of Pygocentrus nattereri (red-bellied piranha), 3561 nucleotides long. RefSeq names its product poly(A) polymerase alpha (gene papola). Gene Ontology annotation, cellular component: nucleus. The transcript has 23 exons. NCBI's taxonomy places the organism in Eukaryota, Metazoa, Chordata, Actinopteri, Characiformes, Serrasalmidae. The record is from RefSeq and is a predicted model, not a curated record. Gene Ontology annotation, molecular function: RNA binding; poly(A) RNA polymerase activity. Bases 176 to 2287 code for a protein of 703 amino acids.
AAGAAGGCCCGUCGGAGCCGUUGUGCUGUCCGCCUUUUGGAGCGCCAUGUUUGCGCGAACAAAAGCACCAAAACUGCGCAGCAAACCUCCGCAAAUCUGCGGUAGAACAAUGUGAGAGGGUUUGGCGUGAAUCUCUGAGAGAAAGAGAGAAAGAGAGGAGAUCCGGGGUCCCGCCAUGCCGUUUCCGAUCACAAAUCAGGUGCAAACGGCACAGCAGACCACCAAGCACUAUGGGAUCACGUCUCCGAUCAGCCUGGCCUUGCCGAAGGAAUCGGACCUGGCGCUGACUCAGAAACUGACAGAGGCGUUGAAGCCGUUUGGGGUGUUUGAGGAGGAGCUGGAGCUGCAGCGAAGGAUCCUGGUUUUGGGGAAAUUGAAUACACUGGUUAAGGAAUGGAUCCGUGAGAUCAGUGAAUCUAAGAAUAUACCGGCCUCGUUGAUAGAUAAUGUUGGAGGAAAAAUAUUUACAUUUGGCUCCUACAGGUUAGGAGUCCACACGAAAGGUGCUGAUAUAGAUGCUCUUUGUGUCGCCCCUCGACACGUGGAGAGGACAGACUUCUUCUCCUCUUUUUAUGAGAAAUUGAAAGAGCAAGAGGAGGUCAAAGACUUGAGGGCUGUGGAGGAGGCAUUUGUUCCUGUGAUUAAACUGUCAUUUGAUGGCAUUGAGAUCGACAUACUGUUUGCCCGGUUAGCGCUGCAGACCAUUCCGGAGAAUUUAGAUCUGCGAGAUGAUGGUCUAUUGAAGAACUUGGAUAUCCGUUGUAUAAGGAGCCUCAAUGGUUGCAGGGUCACUGAUGAGAUUCUUCACCUGGUGCCCAACAUUGAAAAUUUCAGGCUUACUCUUAGAGCCAUCAAACUGUGGGCCAAACGUCAUAACAUCUACUCAAACAUACUGGGUUUCCUGGGUGGUGUUUCGUGGGCCAUGCUGGUGGCUCGUACCUGUCAGCUUUACCCCAAUGCUGUGGCCUCGACCCUUGUGCACAAAUUCUUCUUGGUUUUCUCCAAGUGGGAGUGGCCAAAUCCAGUUCUUUUGAAACAGCCAGAGGAUUGCAAUCUCAACCUGCCAGUCUGGGACCCAAGGGUGACUCCUAGUGACCGAUACCACCUCAUGCCCAUCAUCACACCAGCCUAUCCCCAGCAGAACUCCACAUACAAUGUGUCUGUGUCCACCCGGAACAUCAUGGUUGAAGAGUUCAAACAGGGUCUAGCCAUCACGGAUGAAAUACUGCAGAACAAAGCAGAUUGGUCCAAACUAUUUGAAGCUCCAAACUUCUUUCAAAAAUACAAGCAUUAUAUUGUGUUGCUAGCAAGUGCGUCCACUGAGAAGCAGCACCUCGAGUGGGUUGGCCUUGUUGAAUCCAAGAUCAGAAUUCUGGUGGGAAACCUGGAGAAGAAUGAGUUCAUCACACUUGCUCAUGUGAAUCCACAGUCGUUUCCAGGACCCAAGGAAGGCAGUGAAAAGGAGGAAUUCAGCACAAUGUGGGUAAUUGGGAUUGAUUUCAAGAAAAUGGAAGGGUCCGAGCACCUCAAUGUGGACUUGACCUUUGACAUCCAGUCCUUCACAGACACAGUGUACCGCCAGGCUAUCAGCAGUAAGAUGUUUGAGCCUGACAUGAAAAUAACAGCAAUGCAUGUGAAGAGGAAGCAGCUUCACCAGCUCCUGCCAGACCUGGUCAUCCUGAAGAGGAGAAAGCAUUCAACCGAAGGCCUACGUGCUAUGAAUGAGAGCAGUGUGGACUUGUCACUGGACAGUGACAACAGCAUGUCCAUGCCUUCCCCUACUGGCGCAUCCUCUUCUGCUGCUGCCAAGAGUGGUGUCUCUGCCAGUCCUCACAGCUCCACAGGGACCACUACCAACUCAGAUUCUCAAGGUAAAGCGGACACUUCUGGAGGCACGGCUCCUGUUGGAGCCGAGGGGUCCACAGCACAUCUGGUAGAGUCCUCUAGCAGCAGGAACACUACCAACAGCCCUCCUCUCAUGGGUCCGCCUGUGGGGAAGAGACCCGGCUCGCCCCUUCAGGCUGAUAAGGACAAGAAGAUCAAAUUAGAAGGGGAGUCUACCUCAGAAGUGAAGGCCAUAGUGCAAAGGGAGGGACAGACGUCUGCAGAGUCUGAGGCUUCUGUAGAAGGAGAGGUGAAAAUAGAGACUGAGAUGACAGAGCUGGGUACAGACGAGAAACCUCCAGCUCAGAAAAUGCCCAGCGCAGAGCUCUCCGACAUCCCUCUCCUGCCGGCCAACCCCAUCCCAGUGGUGAAAAACUCCAUAAAGCUGAGACUCAGCAGGUAGAGUCACUCAGGUCGUCCGCCUCUCUUCCAGCAGCCAGAUGAAAGACCCUCAAAGCUGGCGACUGCCUCAGGUGCAGCCUGAACUUGAGAGGCGCUGUGCUUUGCUCUAUCCACAAGAGGGCAGCGCUGCUCUUCCCUACAAAUUCCUCACUGAUGGUUGUAAUCUUCAGUCCUUUCCCUCCAUGGAGAAAACAGUGAUUUAAUAAUAAAUAUGAUGUCAUGCCCUCACAACCUCAUUGUACUGACUAAACAUGUGUUAGUGUGAGCACGUGCACAUAAAGCUUGUAUAUUCCCAUAGUCGCAUCUGUUUUUGUCUUCAGAGACACAGAACAUCUCCUUUAUGAGUGUGCUUUUUUUUUUUUUUUUUUUGGUGAUUCUGUAAUAAUGUGGCAUAUUUUUUUAGGCUGCAGUAGGUUUGAUUGGAUGUCAAUCCACUGUAUGCAGACUUUGCUUUUUUCUGGACAUCAGGAUCAAAAGGUGCUCAGCUGGACAAGCUGCAUCAGGUUAGUCAGGACUAAUGAAAGUAGUCGUGUUUUGUAUACAACUAAAGACGGAACUAGCUCAUUUGAAUGAAUGUUGCUCAGUGAUGAAUAUAAUUUGACCAAAUGUAAUCUCUAAUCUGAGAUUAUGCCAGUCUAAACAUGUACUCUGCUGUGUUGCCUUGAAAGCAUCAACAAGUGGUCUCUAUAACGUGGGAUGGAACAGGUAGUGCUUUCCUGUUGAUCUUUAGUUCUUUCUAUAUCUGCUGGCAACGUCUUGUUUUACCUUCUAUAAAUCUGUUAUGGUGAAAAGAGGAAAAUUUGCUUUUAUUUGCUUUUGAACUUUUCUUUGUCAGGUUUCUUUUUUUUUUAACUAACAUGGAAUAAGUGAUGUAUAUUUAAAUAAGAUUUGAUCUAGCAUUAUUAGUACAUAAGCCCAAACAUAUGCUGUCAACUCUUGAAUACCAUGAGACGCAAAUCAAAGCAGUAGUCUACGGAGUGUGAAUUUAAUGGUAGGAGAAUAAUUUAGUUGACUCUUGAAAUGCGUUCAGGCUUUUCUUAUUCAAUAUUUUGCUGAUGCGUUACGAGAUUCAUUUGUCUUAAUUGUACAUGUGAAUCAUGUGGACACUCAUAACCGUAAUGCUGCCCCAAGAAUACUGUUAUUCCACUUCUGUAUUUCACCUCAGCAGUGAAGACUCUUGGUUCCGGUAUUCAGUUCUCAACUUUACAGGCUUAUUUGUAAGGACGAGCUAUUGUACUUUUUUCACAAAUAAAGGUCUACGAAGUUGCAAAGAAA